This is a messenger RNA of Micropterus dolomieu (smallmouth bass), 2401 nucleotides long. RefSeq names its product extracellular leucine-rich repeat and fibronectin type III domain containing 1a (gene elfn1a). The coding region runs from base 29 to 2401 and encodes 790 amino acids. Gene Ontology annotation, cellular component: plasma membrane. Gene Ontology annotation, molecular function: protein binding. The transcript has a single exon. The record is from RefSeq and is a predicted model, not a curated record. NCBI's taxonomy places the organism in Eukaryota, Metazoa, Chordata, Actinopteri, Centrarchiformes, Centrarchidae.
CCUCCUCUCAUUUGUUUUGGAGCAGCACAUGACUCUAAGAGAAGCACCAAUGGCCUGCAGCUUAGGCAUGGUGACGAGUGCCUUGUUUUGGUCUGUAGCCAUUGUAUAUUUGACUCAUAUUGGCAAAGUCAGUGGAGACUGCUGGUUAAUUGAGGGUGAAAAGGGCUUUGUGUGGCUUGCAAUUUGCAGCCAAAACCAACCACCUUAUGAGGCCAUCCCACAGCAUAUCAACAGCACCAUUGUGGACCUUCGUCUGAAUGAAAACAAAAUCAAAAGUAUCCAAUAUUCUGCCCUUAGUCGCUUUGCCAACUUGACCUACCUGAACCUGACAAAGAAUGAAAUCUCCUACAUAGAGGAUGGCGCCUUUUCUGCUCAGUUUAACUUACAAGUCCUUCAAAUGGGCUUCAACAAGUUGCGGAACCUGACAGAGGGGAUCCUCCGGGGUUUAGGAAAGCUGCAGUACCUCUACCUCCAGGCAAACCUGAUUGAGACUGUGACACCCAAUGCCUUUUGGGAAUGCCCCAACAUUGAGAACAUUGACCUCUCCAUGAACCGAAUACAGCAGUUAGACGGGUCCACGUUUACCAGUUUGACUAAACUGACCACCUGCGAGCUGUACACCAACCCUUUCAACUGCUCGUGUGAAUUACUUGGUUUUGUCAAAUGGCUCUCAGUUUUCCCUAACAGGACGAAUGAGCGGAUGGUCUGCGACUCCCCACCUGGCGUCUCUGGUUAUAGUUUACUGAGCCAGAAUCCUAACAAUCCAACAUAUCGAAAUGCGCUUCACAUGCUCACAACUGUAUGCACUGAUGACUAUGUGACACCAUUUAUUCCUGUACCCACUGAGCCCACAACACCCCCACCGGACUUGACACUUUGUGGGCUGGAAGAUUGUCCCUCAGGCACAGAACCAGAAGACAUUACUAUCAGUACAACAUACAAUGAUGUGGAAGUAAACCCCCUGAUGAAACUGAAGCAAGUAUCGAAUACAGGUGCCACCAUCACAGUUCAGAUUCCUCAUCCAUACAAGAAGAUGUACAUCCUGGUUCUGUACAACAACAGCUUUUUCACCGAUAUUCAAAACCUGAAAGAUAUAAAGGAGGACAUUGAACUAAAAAACCUUAAACCCCACACUAACUACACAUACUGUGUUGCUUCGAUACGUAAUUCUCUUAGACACAACCACACUUGUCUGACAAUCACUACUGGCCCUUGGAAUGGAAAGGAUAGAGUUGUAAACAAUGCAACUGCUACUCACUACAUUAUGACAAUUUUAGGCUGCCUCUUUAGCAUGGUUAUUUUUCUAGGUGUGGUCUACUAUUGCUUGCGAAGAAAGCGUCAGCAAGAUGAAAAGCACAAAAAAGCAGGUAGCCUGAAGAAAAAUAUAAUGGAACUCAAAUAUGGACAAGAACUGGAGGGAGGGACUAUUUCUCGAAUGUCACAGAAGCAGUUGUUGGCCGGAGAGAGCAUGGCACGUAUGCCGUAUUUACCAUCUGCAGGUGAAAUGGAGCAGUACAAAUUUCAAGAGAUAAGUGAUACACCUAAAAUGAUGAAAGGCAAUUACAUGGAUGUGCGAAGCGUGGACCACCAUGAACGCAGAGAGUGUGACAUAGGAAUGGCUGGAAAUAGCCAGGGGUCGGUGGCAGAGAUUUCCACCAUUGCCAAAGAGGUGGAUAAAGUCAAUCAGAUAAUUAACAACUGUAUAGACGCUCUAAAGUCAGAAUCCACCUCUUUCCAAGGGGUGAAAUCUGGAGCAGUGUCCACUGCAGAGCCCCAGCUCGUACUAAUAUCAGAACACCCACAGAGUAAAUCUGGCCUUCUGUCCCCAGUGUAUAAGGACAGCUACCACCAUUCUCUGCAGAGGCAUCGGACCUCUGAUGUCUCGCCAAAGAGGCCCAGCACUGCCACAGGAGGGCCCAUGCGAAGCCCCAGGCCUUAUCGCUCUGAAUCCAAGUACAUAGAGAAAGCCUCCCCAACAGGAGAGACUCUCCUCACAGUAACACCUGCUGCCGCCAUCCUGAGGGCUGAGGCUGAGAAGAUGCGUCAAUACAGUGACCACCGGCACUCAUAUCCUGAUGCUCAGAUAGAGGAGCUUGAAGGACCUGAUGGCCACAAGUCCUCCAUGUUGGAGCCUCUUACUCACUCCCGCUCCAGAGACUUAGCAUAUUCCCAGCUGCCAUCUCAGUAUCACAAUCUAAGCUACUCCUCCAGUCCCGAAUACUACUGCAAACCAUCACACAGUAUCUGGGAGCGAUUUAAACUCCACCGGAAACGGCACAAAGAUGACGAGUACAUGGCUGCAGGCCAUGCACUGCGUAAGAAAGUCCAGUUUGCAAAGGAUGAGGACUUGCAUGAUAUUUUAGACUACUGGAAAGGUGUAUCAGCCCAACAUAAAUCAUAA